This is a messenger RNA of Neohortaea acidophila, 1400 nucleotides long. Its product is annotated as Spo11/DNA topoisomerase VI subunit A. Bases 33 to 1388 code for a protein of 451 amino acids. Gene Ontology annotation, biological process: meiotic DNA double-strand break processing; meiotic DNA double-strand break formation; reciprocal meiotic recombination. The transcript has 3 exons. Gene Ontology annotation, molecular function: DNA binding; ATP binding; DNA topoisomerase type II (double strand cut, ATP-hydrolyzing) activity. Gene Ontology annotation, cellular component: nuclear chromosome. The record is from RefSeq and is a predicted model, not a curated record. NCBI's taxonomy places the organism in Eukaryota, Fungi, Ascomycota, Dothideomycetes, Mycosphaerellales, Teratosphaeriaceae.
CGGACUGUCAUCAUUGCGCAAAGUCUCCCACAAUGGAAGACGACGAUUUUGAUGAUCUGCUCGCGGGAGUGGAGUUUGCUCACGACUCAUCGCGAGAGUCACUAACAUCCGCGGCGACUGACCUCUUCGCGUUCAGCGAUGGCUACGAUCCAAUGCCAUCUGCAACCUCCGGCGAGUUCAGUGUCAUAGCAGACCCUCGUAGGUCGAUGUACAGUGAAGAACAAGCCGCAGUCUGCUUUUCGCCCAGGCAUUACUCGAAUUGUGACGAAGUAAAUGAUGAAAGGCCAUAUCGCCGUCAUGCCCCACUGCUCGAGAAGAUUGAAGAGAUAUUCGAUCAAAUGGCAGCUGAUCUCACGAACGAACGGCCGGAGCUUGUGAUCACCCUGAAGAGUAAACCGACAUCAUCCAGUGAGGCAGCAAAAGAAGGCGCCGACCAACGCACCCAAAAGUUCCGACGCAUCUGCUUUCCGGGCAAAAGUGCCGAAGAAGCCUGGCGUUUCACCGUCAUCAUUCGCAUCCUGCAACUAAUCCACGAAGCUCUCUCUAAGGACACCGUAAUCUCCAAACGAGACAUCUACUACCGCGACCCCGCGCUCUUCGGCAACCAAACGCACGUCAACCGCUACAUAGACGCCAUAGCCCUCACUUUCUCCACCCCGCGCAGCAGCCUCAACAUCGCAGCCGUAGCGAAGGGCCUGAUAACAGGCGCAGCCCUCUUCACGCGGCGCAACGGCUCAACGCUCAAUGUCGCCUCUACCGCCGAAGGAGAAGGCACACUCGUGCUAAAUUUGCAAGACAUCCUGUGCGUCAACCUGGACCGUGUGAAGUGGAUUCUCGUCGUGGAGAAAGAAGCCAGUUUCCGCUCCAUUGCCUCCUCAGCAAGCUUCAGCGCGAAACUCGCAGAGCAAGGCAUCCUCAUCACUGGCAAAGGGUAUCCGGACAUUGCAACCAGAGCGCUGCUUCAUUUCCUCGCCACGCCGUCUCCGCGCAAUGGGUUCCGUGCGCCUCCAGUCUACGGUCUGGUGGAUUAUGAUCCGGAUGGCUUGGCUAUCCUGUCGACGUACAAGGAUGGCUCGAUAGCGCUGGCGCAUGAGAGCGAGGCGCUGCGCGUGCCCAGCAUUCGGUGGCUGGGCGUGAGAGCAGAGCAUAUUGGGCGGGAGGGAGGGGGAUUGCAUUCUGAUCAGGGGUUGCUGGGUCUUACUCCGAGGGAUAGGCGAAAGGCGAUCAAGAUGCUGGAGCGAGCGCGGGAAGGGGAAGAGAAGUGUGAAAUGCGACAGGCUUUACAAGGGAUGCUCAUGCUGAAUCUCAAGGCGGAGCUACAGCUGUUAGACGCACAAGCUGGUGGCAUGGUUGAACUACUAGAGGCAGGCUUAAGUGGUGAAGAGUGAACACGUCAAGCG